Molecule: messenger RNA, 2087 nt
Organism: Engraulis encrasicolus (European anchovy)
Lineage: Eukaryota; Metazoa; Chordata; Actinopteri; Clupeiformes; Engraulidae
Product: thiosulfate:glutathione sulfurtransferase
Exons: 5
Coding region: 239-712 (157 amino acids)
Source: RefSeq, a predicted model, not a curated record
GUAGCCUAGAACUAUUCAGAUUCUCGAUUUGAGAAUUACAUUUUUGUUCUGUUUGAAGAAGCAGUCGUUUCUAGAGCAUCGGUUUGGGCAGCAGGGGGAGCCGCUUAGUCACUUCAGGAUCGUGGGAUUUCGUCACAACAAACCUACUCUUCCUGGACCUACUUUGCCGCACUUUUAAACACCACCCCCGAACUGUAAUCGUCGUCAGUAGAAGAAAAACAGCUAUCAAGUUCAUAGUAUGCUGUCUAAUCUUCUUCUAAGACGUUCGUGUCAGUCACUAUUUGGAAAGACAGCAUGCGGAACUCCAAGGGUGCACAUUCAGUCGUGCAAUAUCAGCACCUCAUCUGUCAAAUUCAACGACGACUCACCUGACGCAGAUGUGGUGACAUAUGAGCAGCUGGCGUCCAUGGUGGCUGGUGGGAAUGUAAAGCUGGUGGAUGUCCGGAAUCCCGAAGAGUUCCAGGCUGGAAGAAUUCCCGGCUCUAUCAACAUUCCAUUGCGUGACCUGGAGCAGUCUCUUCAGCUGUCUCCUCAGCACUUCGAGCUGCUGUUUGAGGCCUUGCCUCCCCGUAAGGGUGAUGACAACAUCGUCUUCCACUGCCAAGCCGGACGCAGGAGUACCAGCGCUCUGGGCAUCGCCAAAAAACUUGGAUACACCAGGGCUCGUCAUUUUGCUGGAGGAUACAGUGAAUGGAGCAAACGAGGGGAAUAAGAGGAGGAUGAAGAAAGAGGAGUAAAGAAGAAGAACAAGAGGGAGAUACAGUGAUUGGAGCAAAUGAGAAAAUAAGAGGAGGAUACUCUGAAUUAGGGCUGCACGAUAUCAGAAAAAAAUGUGAUACUCGAUAACAGUAUGCAAUAUCUCGACGAUAUCUUAACAAUAUUUAGAAAUACAGCCGAGUGUUUUUCUUGUCACUGAUUUGUCGGUCUGUGUGGGGGGUGUGGCUUUGAUCAUGACAGGCUUCUUGUGCAUUUGUUGACAAUCAGCUAGUGAUUGGAUCGCACAGAAAUGCUUUACUUGUUAGCGAUAAUGAAGUCAUUUUCGCGAUACACAUAUCGCCACUUUUGAUACUGUGAUUUCGAUACAUUUUCUAUAUAUUGUGCAGCCCUACUGUGAAUGGGAUAAACGGGAGGAGUGAUGGGAGGAUGAAGAGAGUGGAGCGAAGGAGAGAAAGUGUAAAUAAAAGGAAGAUACAGAGAGUGUGUGAAACCAGGGGAGUAAAAAGAGGAUAGAGAGAGUUGAGCAAAGGAGAAGGCUAAAAGACAAUUACAGUGCUACCCGAGAGGAAUAAGAGGAGGAUGAAGAGAGUGGAGAAAUGAAAGGCUUUGAGAAGAUGAUAGAGUGAAUAUAGCAAACGAUAGGAGUAAAAAAACAGGACAGAAUGAAGAGAGGAGGAGAAUGAAGGGAAGGAAGAGAUGAGAGAGUAGCAAACGAGAGAAGUUAAAGGUCAAGACGGUGCCACUCAUUUUAGACGCCCAUUACGGAGGACAAAUAGAGGAUCCUGUACUUUGCCGCAAAUGUCAAACGGAAUAGAAGGUCAUUAUCUAGUGCUGUGAUGAAAUGACUGACCACACCAGAAGACUGUGCUUCCUCUUUGACUACACCACCACAUUCAUCAAUAACUGGAGAAAUGUUACUAGAUGCAGUAUUGAAAACUUAGUCUGCCGUGUCAGGUAGUAUUACUAAAUCUUAUUAAUAGUCCUCUUGGGUUGGUUGGAUUACGACGCUGUCAAUGUAAUUUUGUUACGUUUGCCUUGGGGGGCUAUUGCAACUUGUAGCCUAGGGGCCCCGGUCUAUCUUAAUCCGGCCCUGACCACACUUCACUCCCCUAUGCUCCACGCUGCUCUGUAAUGCUGUUGCUUAAAAUGAAUAUCUCAGUAUCUCUGUAUCAGUUACACAUUGGAUUUUUCCUUCUUAAUUAAUUAACUGAAAUGAAUAUGUCAAUAUCUAUUCACUGGUUACACACUGGAUAUCUGUUUUUUUUUUCUCAUGUCGCUCCUUCUUUACUAAUUGGCUGUGACACUGAUGAGUAUCGAGAUAUCGUGCUCCAAACUUGAUGGGUUGUUGAUUAAAAAAAAGAUGAACUUAA